AUGAGUCAAGUGAGCCUCAAGGUAAACGCCGGCGUCAAUGAGGUCCGGGCAGCUGCAGGACACAACAGAGAGCAAUGGGAUAGGUUCUAUUUCAUAACCAAGGAGGAAGCCAGACAACUCUCGGAAGCACACCCAAAUUGGACGAGGUGGAUCCAUAUUCCAGCGAACGUGAAGGACUCCAUGUUAGAGGGGAUAAACAAUAGGCUGGUUGCAGAAGGCAUCCCGGCUGUGGAAAUGAUAAUUUUGAAGUGGAGAGUCUCACAGCUCCUGAGAGAUAUUCAACGAAGAUACAGUACGUAG
Messenger RNA from Lindgomyces ingoldianus, 300 nucleotides. RefSeq lists its product as uncharacterized. The record is from RefSeq and is a predicted model, not a curated record. The transcript is spliced from 2 exons. NCBI's taxonomy places the organism in Eukaryota, Fungi, Ascomycota, Dothideomycetes, Pleosporales, Lindgomycetaceae. Bases 1 to 300 code for a protein of 99 amino acids.